Ailuropoda melanoleuca (giant panda) is the source of this 783-nucleotide messenger RNA. It is a transcript of the gene PRSS48, whose product is annotated as serine protease 48. The transcript has 5 exons. NCBI's taxonomy places the organism in Eukaryota, Metazoa, Chordata, Mammalia, Carnivora, Ursidae. Gene Ontology annotation, biological process: proteolysis. The record is from RefSeq and is a predicted model, not a curated record. Gene Ontology annotation, molecular function: serine-type endopeptidase activity. The coding region runs from base 1 to 783 and encodes 260 amino acids.
AUGCUGCUAAAGAAAGCAGUGUGCGGACGACCUGCGUACUCAGGCCGUGUUGUGGGUGGCCAGGAUGCUGUUGCAGGGCACUGGCCUUGGCAAGUCAGCUUGCACUUGGGCAAGAACCAUGUCUGUGGAGGGUCUCUCAUCAGUGACAGGUGGAUAUUGACAGCAGCACACUGCUUACGAGAGAGCUGGAUUCCUUUGUUCUAUACUGUACAGCUGGGAUCAAUUCAUACAGACCAACCACGUCAAAGUGUGACGCAUCGUGUGUUCAAAAUUAUCAUCCAUCCCCAAACUGAAAAUAGAAGUGCAGACAUCGCCUUGUUGAAACUGGUCUCUAGAGUCACCUUUACUCCUUUCAUCCUGCCCAUCUGCUUGCCCAGUGUCACAAAGAAGUUGAAAAUUCCAGCCUCUUGCUGGGUGACUGGAUGGGGAAAGGUUAAGGAACGUGAAGGUAGUGACUACCCCUCCAUCCUCCAGGAAGCAGAAAUACCCACCUUUGACCGCCAGGCCUGUGAACAACUCUACAACCCAAUCGGUUCCGAACUGCCAGAAUUAGAGCCAGUCAUCCAAGAGGACGAGAUAUGUGCUGGUGAUACAGCUCAAAUGAAGGAUACUUGCCAGAGGCUAUCAAAUGGCAACCUCCUCUUCCCCAGUCAGGUCAAGUUGGCAGCGCUGAACUUGUUGCUCGCUUUGACGCCCUACAGCCCAUCUGUCACUGGCCCCGCUCGUCACUCCUCCCUCAGGGGCCUGGGGCUUUUCAGCAGCAGCAGCAGCGGCUGUAAGUAA